This is a messenger RNA of Erpetoichthys calabaricus (reedfish), 531 nucleotides long. RefSeq names its product signal peptide, CUB and EGF-like domain-containing protein 1. NCBI's taxonomy places the organism in Eukaryota, Metazoa, Chordata, Cladistia, Polypteriformes, Polypteridae. The record is from RefSeq and is a predicted model, not a curated record. The transcript is spliced from 3 exons. The coding region runs from base 1 to 531 and encodes 176 amino acids.
AUGGAACCAAUUCUAUGUCCAGCUGGAACCUUUUCCAACGUGCGGGGUUUAACAGCUGUCAAUGAAUGCCAAGCUUGCCCUGCAGGUUUCUACUGUGUGGUGGCAGGCCUAGUCAUGCCCAGUGGUCCAUGCCAUGCAGGGUACUACUGCCCACCUGGCCAGCAGCUAAGUACAGCUUAUAUCUGCCCGACUGGACAUUACUGCCCAGAGAAGAGUCCAAAGCCACUCAUCUGUGCGUCAGGAUCUUAUCAACCACUACAGGCUCAGGCUUCAUGCACACCGUGUGAUGCAGGUUACUACUGUGACAACAGGCAAGGCCCAGUCAGUGAUAUCACCUUGUACCCAUGCCCUCGGGGAUACUUUUGUUUAGCAGGAACUCAGUUUGCCACCCAAUUUGGAUGUCCUCUGGGGACGUUCAGUCCUCAGAAAGGGUUGCAGGAUUCAAGUGGCUGCCUCCCCUGUGCUGCCGGAAUGUUCUGCUCAGAAGUGGGUCUAGCGGCACCUACAGGUGAGGAGGAUUUUGAGUCCUAG